ACCCUUUUGCUGACACUGGUGAAGAAGACGCAGGACAACCAGCUGGGUAUAUUCAUAUUCGUAUACAACAAAGAAGCGGAAGAAAAACUUUGACAACUGUUCAAGGCCUUCCUAGCGAAUAUGAUCAGAAAAAAUUGUUAAAAGCUUUUAAAAAGGUUUAUAUGAAAACUGAAUUUGCUUGUAAUGGAACAUUGGUCCAAGACGAAGAACUUGGCCAAGUAAUUCAACUUCAAGGGGAUCAACGUCUGAAAGUUCAGAAUUUCCUUGCUGAAGAAGGAAUUGAUAAAAAAAUCAUUAAAAUUCAUGGUUUCUAA
Entrophospora candida is the source of this 314-nucleotide messenger RNA. Lineage: Eukaryota; Fungi; Glomeromycota; Glomeromycetes; Entrophosporales; Entrophosporaceae. The record is from the annotation of a GenBank genome assembly.